AUGGCGUCCAUCAGUGCGUGGUGCCAUUCAGAAUUCCCCACAAUGCAGUUCAGGAAUUGUGUGAUGGGAAGCAGCAGAGAUUGGCCAUUGAACAUCUGCUACUCGCAUGGCACUGUGCACUAUGCAUGGCAUGGUUCAGCAGCCACAGAAGUUUGCUUGCUAAUGUCCGCGACGAUCAUUGCGCGGUUGGCGACAAGCGAGCUCCAGGACCUCAUGAAACCCAUGCACGGAUUAAGAAAGCCGGAGCUGUUUGUAGGAUGUAGCACGUCUCUCAGCGCUGAGAUUAGCGCUAGCACAGGAAACUGCAGUGGCCUCGAAAGCCACUACUCCCAGCCUGCGGGAGGCUUUUCUGGUAAGGCCAGUGUCAAAACACAAGAAUUGGACAUUAACUGA
Messenger RNA from Ostreobium quekettii, 393 nucleotides. NCBI's taxonomy places the organism in Eukaryota, Viridiplantae, Chlorophyta, Ulvophyceae, Bryopsidales, Ostreobiaceae. The record is from the annotation of a GenBank genome assembly.